AGAGGUUCCUGUUUCAUGGUCUCCUGAAUAUUUACACGUUGCUGAAUCUCCUGUGGACAAACCACCAACAGGCCAGGACUGUCCUGUGGAGAGACGGGGUGAGCCUCUUCUUGUGUCUGGAGAUUCUGAAAAGAUUUGAUCACCAGGAGAUUUUUCGGGACAUUACCAAACCACUCAUUUUAGUGGCUGCCUCCGGGUGAUGAUGGCUGCCUGAACGACUGCCAUGGCCCACCGGAAGCUUGAGAGCGUGGGGAGCGGCAUGUUGGACCAUAGGGUGAGACCAGGUCCUGUCCCUCACAGCCAGGAGCCCGAGAGCGAGGACAUGGAGCUGCCCUUGGAGGGCUAUGUGCCCGAGGGCCUGGAGCUGGCUGCCCUGCGGCCAGAGAGCCCCGCGCCAGAGGAACAGGAGUGCCACAACCACAGCCCCGAUGGGGACUCCAGCUCUGACUACGUGAACAACACCUCUGAGGAGGAGGACUAUGACGAGGGCCUCCCUGAGGAGGAGGAGGGCAUCACCUACUACAUCCGCUACUGCCCCGAGGACGACAGCUACCUGGAGGGCAUGGACUGCAAUGGAGAGGAGUACCUGGCCCACAGUGCACACCCUGUGGACACUGAUGAGUGCCAGGAGGCGGUGGAGGAGUGGACGGACUCGGCGGGCCCGCACCCCCAUGGCCACGAGGCUGAAGGCAGCCAGGACUACCCAGACGGCCAACUGCCCAUUCCGGAGGAUGAGCCCUCCGUCCUUGAGGCCCAUGACCAGGAAGAAGACGGUCACUACUGUGCCAGCAAAGAGGGCUACCAGGACUACUACCCCGAGGAGGCCAACGGGAACACCGGCGCCUCCCCCUACCGCCUGAGGCGCGGGGAUGGGGACCUGGAGGACCAGGAGGAGGACAUUGACCAGAUCGUGGCAGAGAUCAAGAUGAGUCUGAGCAUGACCAGCAUUACCAGCGCCAGUGAGGCUAGCCCCGAGCAUGGGCCUGAGCCAGGGCCUGAGGACUCUGCAGAGGCCUGCCCACCCAUCAAGGCCAGCUGCAGCCCCAGCAGGCACGAGGCAAGGCCCAAGUCGCUGAACCUCCUUCCCGAGGCCAAGCACCCCGGAGACCCCCAGAGAGGCUUCAAGCCCAAGACCAGGACCCCAGAAGAGAGGCCGAAGUGGCCCCACGAGCAGGUUUGCAAUGGUCUGGAGCAGCCAAGGAAGCAGCAGCGCUCUGAUCUCAAUGGACCUGUUGACAAUAACAACAUUCCAGAGACAAAGAAGGUGGCAUCAUUUCCAAGUUUUGUGGCUGUUUACAGGGUGCUGUUUGAAUGGGGAUCCAAACAAAACGCGUCUAUUGAGAUUGUUCCAGGGCCCUGCGAACCAGAAGACCUCAUCGAUGGGAUCAUCUUUGCUGCCAAUUACCUGGGGUCCACCCAGCUGCUAUCAGAACGGAACCCUUCCAAAAACAUCAGAAUGAUGCAAGCGCAGGAAGCCGUCAGCCGGGUCAAGGUAGAGAGGAUGCAAAAGGCUGCUAAGAUCAAGAAAAAAGCGAAUUCUGAGGGGGAUGCCCAGACGCUGACGGAAGUGGACCUCUUCAUUUCCACCCAGAGGAUCAAGGUUUUAAAUGCAGACACGCAGGAAACCAUGAUGGACCACGCCUUGCGUACCAUCUCCUACAUCGCCGACAUUGGGAACAUUGUGGUGCUGAUGGCCAGACGCCGCAUGCCCCGGUCAGCCUCUCAGGACUGCAUCGAGACCACGCCCGGGGCCCAGGAAGGCAAGAAGCAGUAUAAGAUGAUCUGCCAUGUGUUCGAGUCGGAGGAUGCCCAGCUCAUCGCCCAGUCUAUCGGCCAGGCCUUCAGCGUGGCCUACCAGGAGUUCCUGCGAGCCAAUGGCAUCAACCCCGAAGACUUGAGCCAGAAGGAGUACAGCGACAUCAUCAACACCCAGGAGAUGUACAACGACGACCUCAUCCACUUCUCAAACUCGGAGAACUGCAAGGAGCUGCAGCUGGAGAAGCACAAGGGCGAGAUCCUGGGCGUGGUGGUGGUGGAGUCGGGCUGGGGCUCCAUCCUGCCCACGGUGAUCCUGGCCAACAUGAUGAAUGGCGGCCCGGCUGCCCGCUCGGGGAAGCUGAGCAUUGGGGACCAGAUCAUGUCCAUCAAUGGCACCAGCCUGGUGGGGCUGCCCCUCGCCACCUGCCAAGGCAUCAUCAAGGGCCUGAAGAACCAGACACAGGUGAAGCUCAACAUUGUCAGCUGUCCCCCGGUCACCACGGUCCUUAUCAAGCGGCCAGACCUCAAGUACCAGCUGGGCUUCAGCGUGCAGAAUGGAAUUAUCUGCAGCCUCAUGAGAGGGGGCAUUGCUGAGCGAGGGGGCGUCCGUGUGGGCCACCGCAUCAUCGAGAUCAACGGGCAGAGCGUGGUGGCCACAGCCCACGAGAAGAUAGUCCAAGCUCUGUCCAACUCGGUUGGAGAGAUCCACAUGAAGACCAUGCCCGCCGCCAUGUUCAGGCUCCUCACGGGUCAGGAGACCCCGCUGUACAUCUAGGCCACCCCAGCCUGGCCACGCAGCCAGGACACCGGGCAGGGCCGCCCGGGCCCAGAGGAGCUGGGAGCCGGGCCGCAGAGUUGACCCCGAUGCCACAACCCAGCCACGAACGCUGGCUCCCCAAAGGGUGUGCCCUCACCACCCACUUGAUUUUUUUGUUUUCAUUUUGCCAAAAAGGGGUAUGUCUUUAUCAAAGGAGAGUCACAGAACAAAUGUUUGUUUGUAAAGCGUUCAAGUAUUUUGCCACGUUCUGGACUGUCUUCUCCCUGCACAAGCCAGGGUGUGUCUCGGUAGCUGUGCGUGGUGUGGAGUGUGUGUCUUUCCUCCCUGAAGCUGUGCGGAGCGAACUGGCGCCUCCGAGGGACGUGGCUCCCGGGGCAGGGCAGCCGUCACCCCUGCCUCCCGCCCCCUUGGCUGGGACGUCUGGGGGUCCUGUGGAGCCCCCACAAUGGUCCCAAACAGCUGCCUCUGCCACUGACUGCAGGGACACGGGCAGCCUGGCUCCCAGGACACGACUUGUAAUGAAAGUUUGGGGACAUGUGAUUGAUUGUAAAUAAAGGAUGAUGGCCACAACAUGAAAACUCCAUGUUUAUUUAGAUGCUAUUAUUACUAUUUGGACUUUUAUUUUGGCAGGCUUUUUUCCAGACUCUAGGGUUUUCCAAUGUGACUAAUGACCACACCUGCCUCUCCCGUCGUCUCUUCUGGGCACCCUCCCACCCGACUGCAUACCCGGGCAGGGAUCCCACAGAGACAAGGAGGGCACAGGUGUCUGCCCCCUCUUUAAAAUCGAUCUACACACAUCCACGCACAUGCGACCCCGAGGAAACGAAACCCACUCUAGAAAACGCGACCUUGGCCGCACCUAAAGCAGCCAGCCAUGAGUGCAGACCCCUUGGCCAGCGUGGCGCAGCGGCCCUGAGCAGUAGUGGCAUGUGUGUAGAUCAAGUCGGAUCUAGUCCAGCUCGGUUCAUUAGCGAUCCAUGUAAUCUGACGUCAUCUUGUCUUGAAGUCUCUUUUUUUGGCCCAGGCCUUGAAGAAUACACUGUGACUUAAGAAGCCUUACCACGCAGUAACUAAAGCUUUAGGAUGACUGUAUUCAAGGAGUGCCGUGUGUUGCAUGCAGCUACCCGUAGGAAGACUUCGCGCAUAUCACUAAUAAACCUGAAGUCGUGAUGAAAA
This is a messenger RNA of Gorilla gorilla gorilla (western lowland gorilla), 3712 nucleotides long. RefSeq names its product amyloid beta precursor protein binding family A member 2 (gene APBA2). Gene Ontology annotation, biological process: chemical synaptic transmission. The transcript has 16 exons. Gene Ontology annotation, cellular component: plasma membrane; dendritic spine; cytoplasm. NCBI's taxonomy places the organism in Eukaryota, Metazoa, Chordata, Mammalia, Primates, Hominidae. Bases 224 to 2533 code for a protein of 769 amino acids. Gene Ontology annotation, molecular function: amyloid-beta binding; protein binding. The record is from RefSeq and is a predicted model, not a curated record.